AUGAAUGUUGAAAAGAUCAUUCUUGAGAACAUGUCAAUUGAAGAAAUUGCUGAUGUUCUUCAACAAAAGCUUAGUCAAGAAGAAGAUAAAAGACUUGUUAUAACUACAAGUGAAAAAGUAAUUAUUGAGGAAAACAAAAAGAAAAAUAAUCAACUUACUUUCAUAAUUACCAGAGCUCAAAGAAUAGGAGAAAAAUUACAAUUAUAUCUGGAAGACCUCCAAAGAAAUUCUUCAAUUAUCCACUCCUUUCCAGAAAUUUAUGGAGACACUUGGGAAUCAAAAGUUGCUAGAAUUUGCUCCAUAAUCAAACAAGAAAGAAUACCUAAUCUGAAAUUACAAAGGUUUUAUCAGUUGGGAACUUUAUUGAAUGAAAAGAGCUGGACAAAAAGUGCAAGAACAGAAGUAAUGAAACACUUCUCCACUCAUAAAUAUAGAGAAGUUUGGAAGUCUGCAUAUCGUACUUAUCAAAUAUAUUUUGCUAGGGGAUCACAAAACAUAUUUGAAGCUCAGAAAAUUUCUCCAUUUGUCUUAUUUAAGAUGUAUGAUGAUGAUUUUAAAAUCUUACUCAAAGAGGCAGAAGUAUUAGGCCUUCAAGAGCUUUAUGAAGUCUCGCAGGAGCUCAACU
This is a messenger RNA of Diversispora eburnea, 625 nucleotides long. Lineage: Eukaryota; Fungi; Glomeromycota; Glomeromycetes; Diversisporales; Diversisporaceae. The record is from the annotation of a GenBank genome assembly.